GCGACAGUUUAGACAAACUAAGUACUGCAGAUUUUACGGGAAGUGCAUAAUUUGUCUGUUUAUGGUAACGGGUUGGGGAUUGUGCUUUGAUGACCCCUCAGCGUUGCAGUAUGUGAAAAUAUUGACAGAGGAAGCAAGAUGAGUGGUGGUUUGGCACCAAGUAAAAGUACAGUUUACGUCUCCAACCUACCAUUUUCACUAACUAAUAAUGAUUUGCACAAGAUUUUUAUCAAGUAUGGAAAAGUUGUUAAGGUUACUAUUGUGAAGGAUAAAGACACCAGAAGAAGUAAGGGAGUGGCCUUUGUUCUUUUCCUGGACAGGGAAUCAGCCCACAAUUGUGCAAGAGCUCUUAACAACAAACAGUUGUUUGGCAGAACAGUAAGAGCAAGUAUUGCGGUUGACAACGGCAGAGCAGCUGAAUUUAUUAGAAGGCGCAAUUAUACUGACAAGUCCAAGUGUUAUGAAUGUGGAGAAUCUGGUCACUUAAGCUAUGCAUGCCCUAAAAACAUGCUUGGUGAAAGAGAACCACCCAAGAAGAAAGAAAAGAAAAAGAAGAAGAAAGUAGAAGAGACAGAAGAAGUUGAGGAUGAAGAAAGUGAAGAGGAAGGAGAAGACCCUGCUCUUGAGAGUCUCAGCCAAGCUAUUGCGUUCCAGCAAGCAAGAAUUGAAGAGGAUGAACAAAGGCGCAAACAGAGAGAGGAUGCAAACGGAGCUUCUACUUCUGAGGACUCCAGACGACCAAGAAUUAAGAAGAGUGCUUAUUUUAGUGAUGAAGAAGAACUAAGUGACUAAAAGCUGGUAUUUCACCUGUGCAAGUUUUGAAAGUGUAUUUACAUUUUAGCGAUGUUAUAAGUUUCCCUUUACCCAGAUUGGUUCAGUUAGGUACCUUGGACUCUUUCUGUUUUGUAUUACUAUUUUUAUUUAUUUUUUCAAAAUUAAUUUGUGUUCAUAUAUAUUUUCACAUUUUAAUAAACUCAUUAAUCCUUUAUUUCCACUCACAUUUCUGACCAGGGUAAUAUGAAAUUGAGAAUGUCUCUGUUUAGUUCUCUUCCACAUAAAACCCUCAGCUGUAAUUUAUCCUCUUUUGUCUCCAAAGCAACCUGUAAUUGCUUUUUCAGGCUUCAGUAUGUAGCUUUGUGUUGCCAUAUACACUUUGACUUCCUGUGGUUACUGAAAGUUUAGAUGUUAAUUUUACUAUUGUUAUGGCAAAUUAAAACAAUACUAAAUGUAUUGUUACCCAAAUAAAAAUAUAUUAAGUACAAUAAAAUAAUUAUAUGGCUCUCUCUCUCUCUCUUUCUGGGAAGAUGGGAAUUUUUACAAGUAUGGAAGUUGUUUUACUUUUAAUGUAACUAAACCAAAUGAUAUGUUUGCAAAAAUUAACUUGAUUGCCACAUUCUUAUUUUUUCCAUGUGUGUCAAAUCCAUUGCAGGCCCAUUUGUGUAAUUAUGCUGUUUUAUUGAAACCCAGUUUCUAAACUUCAAUAAAUUAAAGAAUCUUGUAACAAAGAUUUGUUACAAGUCGA
Polyodon spathula (Mississippi paddlefish) is the source of this 1522-nucleotide messenger RNA. RefSeq names its product zinc finger CCHC-type and RNA binding motif 1 (gene zcrb1). The transcript has 8 exons. The coding region runs from base 139 to 792 and encodes 217 amino acids. Gene Ontology annotation, molecular function: RNA binding; zinc ion binding. Gene Ontology annotation, biological process: mRNA splicing, via spliceosome. Gene Ontology annotation, cellular component: U12-type spliceosomal complex. The record is from RefSeq and is a predicted model, not a curated record. NCBI's taxonomy places the organism in Eukaryota, Metazoa, Chordata, Actinopteri, Acipenseriformes, Polyodontidae.